AAAUAGCGUCCAUCCAGAAAGAUCAAACGGAGCAGUUCCUCAAGAUGCGCUGUGGCAUAUCAAAAUGAUGUCUCCACCGCUAGAAGGCGAAAACUCAAUCCGAUGUGGUGAUUACUCACUCUGUGUCAAUGGAGAGAACUCAUCGAUGAAGUUCACUUACCGAUUUACUCCAUCGAACACAAGUGGAAUCUGGGCUUUCCAGCGCCUGGUGUAUCAGUAUUCUGACAAGAAGUGCUUGUCUUCAAAUCGCGUUCUCUGGAUGAACAUUUCCUAUGUUAUCAUUGACAAUUCAGAAGACACAUAUACUUUUCAGCUUGUGAACGGCAGUUUUGAGUUUGUCGACUCUCUGACCUCCUAUUGUGUCCCUCUUCGCGCAAAUCAGGAACACUCGAUCAGCGAUUAUGUUUGUACGGGUUUUCCGGAAUAUGAAAAUCAAAAAUUGAAUUUAACCGAGUUGCUGCAUCGAACGAUCGAAACCGUUGAUUUUGUUUUUACUGAAAAGCAGUUGCAAGUGAUUUCAGGAGGGAAAAGCACGUUUUACGACCUCGAAAGCAAGGAACUAUGCGAAGGCGUCCAAGUCCAAGUCAUUGUUAUUUAUGUAAUCGUUCUCGGCGUCUGCACUGCUUUGAUUGUUGCCUUUAUCUCUGUGAUUUGCAAAUCGCGCUCGGAGCCCAUCUAUCCUCGGCGAGAAAUCCGAAGCAUUUCAUCUCCCCUUCCUCUCGGUACGCAUCCCUAUUCUAAGAAAUGUUCGUACCAGCGUUGUGCUGUCGACAUUAUUGUUUGGUGUGUUUGUUGGAAACAGCUUUUGUUUCUGGGUUUGCCAUUCAUGGUGCUGCGUAUGAAAAAGAAAAGAAAAGAUAAGAUAAGAUAA
This is a messenger RNA of Blastocystis hominis, 871 nucleotides long. RefSeq lists its product as hypothetical. The record is from RefSeq and is a predicted model, not a curated record. Lineage: Eukaryota; Bigyra; Opalinata; Blastocystidae. Bases 65 to 871 code for a protein of 268 amino acids. The transcript has 5 exons.